GUUUUACUAAGUGUAUCCCACGACGUAGUAUGGGUGAACUAUCCAUAGUCUGACGCAACCUUUCUACGAUUUAGCCAUCAACCCAGAACCAUAGUGACGCUACUGUGCAACACAGAGCAUGUAUUGAGCACGAUGUUCACCAACCCGUGCCCAUGGAUGCUCAAAUAACCGUCACAGAACGGGGUAUCUUCAGUUCAUUUUUCCGAGUCGGUCGUCUUGAGGUAGACCCCAAGUUUUGCGAUAAAAGAUGAGUCUGCGGUAGUUGAACAGUUUUUAUGUGUCGCGAAUAGUAAAAUUAACUUUGUAGUUGUGAUGGUUAAACAACCGAUACUACAUGGUAUCCUAGUUAAUCUCGAAAGAAAAUUUGUGCUCGCCAAAGACGCGUUGUAGUGCGCAAUACGUGAAUCUGGAUAUUUAUAGUUCUUUAGCACCGUCAGGAUUGGAGUCUACUAGCCAUUGGAUAUAACAGACGAUUCUGAACAAUAUGGAACUGCUCCAGGGCCUCCUCUCAAUGCCCAGCAACUCUACGCUGGUAUGCAUAGGGAUCUCUCUCUUUGUUUACUACUACCUCCAAGACAAGGUGAACUACUGGGCCAAGCGCGGCGUGGCGUACGUUCCGGCGUCCAAGUGCCUCUCGCUCUUCAUCCCGCAGAUGCUCCAAAAUAGGACCAUGCUGGAAGUCGUGAGCGAACAAUACGACCUCCUGGAGGGCCACAGCUACGGCGGCGUAUACCAGCUCACACGGCCGACCGUGAUCCUGCGCGACCCCGCGAUGACCAAGGAGUGGCUCGUCAAAGGGUUCACCAGCUUCCACGACCGUGGCCCGGAGGUGGAGGAAGGUCAGGGAAACCUCUCGGAAAACUUGUUCUCGCUCACCGGAGACCGCUGGCACACGGUGCGUACCAAGCUUUCUCCCGCCUUCAGCUCCACCAAACUCAAGGUUAUGUACCAGACGCUCAAGGGCUGCGCCGAGGAGCUCAACGCUCACUUGCAGGGGCUCUGCGAGAAGAGGGAUGAGGCAGAGAUCGACAUCAAGGACCUGGUCGGUAGAUACGCAAUGGACGCCAUCGGGGCUUGUGCCAUGGGGAUCAAAUGCAACGCCAUCAAGGAUCCUGACAACUGUGAAAUGAAGAAAGCUGUCAAGGCAAUUUUUACCAUUAAUUGGAGGCUCACGCUCAUGCAGCUCUGCAUGUUAAUUCAUCCGAAACUUGUGAAGAUAUUCGGACUGGCCGGACCUCCGAAGGAUCUCACAAAGUUUCUCACCUCAGUGACGAAACAGGCGAUGGACAUGAAAACCAAGUCUGGGCAGCCCAGGAAGGAUUUCCUUCAAAUUAUGAUGAGUGCUAGCGAAUCUGAAACUCAAAAUGGGAAAGAACACAGCCAAAAUGGAGAUCAAACUGUAAAAUCUGAAGACAACAUAUUCACGGAAAAUGUCAUAACCGGCGUGAUUUCAACUUUUCUCUCUGCCGGACUCGACCCUGUCGCUGCUACGGUGACUUUCGGACUGUACGAACUGGCAUUUCAUCCUGAGAUCCAGGAGAGGCUUUUCGAGGAAAUCCAAGCAGCUAGAAUGAAAUCUGGUGGCGAAAUCGAAUAUGACGAUAUUAAAGACAUGCAGUAUCUAGAGCAGGUCGUAAAUGAAACGCUCCGACUUUAUCCCGCAGCUGGAUUCUUGUUCAGAUUCUGCAGAGAGCCUUUCCAAAUUCAAGACUCAUCUGUUGUGAUUGAAAAAAGUGUCAACCUUUUGGUACCUCAAAUGUGUAUCCAACGCGAUCCUAAAUAUUUCCCUGAGCCUAUGAAAUUUGACCCUGAACGAUUCUCAAAGGAAAACGUUGAUAAAAUAUUACCAGGCUCAUACUUGCCAUUCGGCGAAGGACCCAGAUUUUGUAUUGCUAACCGUUUUGCUUUGAUGAACGCGAAAACCAUGAUGAUAACCCUGGUGUCGGACUACACUCUCCAUCCAUGUGCAAAAACCAAGAGCCGCAUGACGUUUGAUAAAAAAACCUUUACCCUUAGUCCAGAGGGUGAAGUUUGGCUCAAACUGAAAAAAAGGAACUAAAGAGAGAUGAACGACUCCGGACAAUUGCUUAAAUCAGUGGCGUGGCGUGCAUCACGAUGAAUUGAUUGAUCUGCCAUUUAAACCUAUGGGAAAGGAUCGAUAAACAGGGUGGUCGCAACGAACACCUUAAUAAUCGAUUCUAAUCCAUAGCUUUAAAUGGGGAAAUGUCGCUAAUCCAUCAUUUACGCCUUGCCAAUGGCUUGAACGUUGCCCGACUUGGAAACGGCUUGAUGAGAUAGUUUUCCAUCUUAUAAGAUUUUUACAAGCCUGUUUAAUUUAUGU
Molecule: messenger RNA, 2341 nt
Organism: Bemisia tabaci
Lineage: Eukaryota; Metazoa; Arthropoda; Insecta; Hemiptera; Aleyrodidae
Source: RefSeq, a predicted model, not a curated record